CCUCCAGCCAUAGCAAGUCGCAUUCGCAACACAUGCGCCAUCGCAAUGCUGUGCAAAAGCUGCAACGACCUUGCAAAUUCACGGAGUAAAGAAGCCGAGCGACAUCCCGAACAGGCUGACGGGCCAUCGUCGAGCCGCGUUCUCAUUCACCACGCGACGUGGGCCUCAUUUGAGGAUGCCGUCGCUGCGGGCUGUCACCUGUGUAUCUCGAUACAUGAGGAGCUUGUGGCAGAGCGUCUGAUUCCUGACAGUCAACCCGAUACGGCGCCGUUAUAUGUGCAGGCUCACGCGCCGACAACCAUGCCGAGUGGCUACCUUGAUUUCUCGCCAUCCAUAGUCUGUCGAACCGGUGCUAGUUUUUACAUGUUGAAAAACCAAGGCGAUGAGCACGUGGGGUCUCUACGUCUGGUUGAGGACGAUAUAGCCCCGGAAGAUAGAGCCCUGAUCAUGACAAGAAUAUGGCUUGACGAUUGCCUUUCGAACCACAAAGAUUAUUGCGGAAAAGAUACGAGCGGCUUCGUUCCAACGAGACUUCUCGAUCUUGAGAGUUCCGACAAUGACGAGGUGCGACUGUCAACGUCUGUUCCCGCCCAUGAGAAGUACGCCACUCUCAGUCAUUGCUGGGGCAAAUCCCAGAUUCUCACGUUGCAACGGGCCAACAUAGAAUCUUUUCGAGCCGGCAUACAAGUAGGAACGCUACCCAAGACCUUCCGCGAUACUAUUUCUAUUCUCAAGAGACUUGGACUGCGCUAUCUCUGGAUUGAUUCGUUGUGUAUAAUCCAAGACUCGGUCGACGACUGGCGAAAAGAGUCCAUCACCAUGGCCGAAGUCUAUCGCAAUGGCGUCAUAAACAUUGCCGCCACAGCUGCCUCCGGCGGAGAUGAAGGGCUCUACUUUGAUCCCGAUCCAAUACAUUCAAGGCAUCUUCGGAUAUCCUUCACGCAACCCAUCCACGGCGACCCCUCAGAAGAAGAGACCAUCGGAGAAGCACCAUUGAAUACACGCGGUUGGGUGCUGCAGGAGCGACUCUUCUCCCCGCGGGUUGUUCACUUUUCCAGACAUCAGCUAUUUUGGCAGUGCGGCAUGGACUACCGGAUAGGACAAUUUGCUAUGGCAAAAGAGGAGAAGGAUCCGUUCAUGCUCGAAGAGGCGUACCUUCCCUGGGAGGAAGUCGUGACGACGUACACGGCGCAGCACUUGACGAAAGGCGAGGACAAGCUCAUUGCGGUACAGGCUUUGGCGAAAGCCAUGGAGGAGGCGGUGGACGAUUGUUAUGUCGCAGGACUAUGGGAGAGCCGGCUGGUCGAGGACCUGUUGUGGGCUUGUUCGGCAACGGGUGAGAGAGCGUGGUACUCGCGGCAAACAACGUGGCGCGCCCCUACGUGGAGCUGGGCUUCGAUUGAUGGC
Molecule: messenger RNA, 1407 nt
Organism: Colletotrichum phormii
Lineage: Eukaryota; Fungi; Ascomycota; Sordariomycetes; Glomerellales; Glomerellaceae
Product: heterokaryon incompatibility protein-domain-containing protein
Exons: 6
Source: RefSeq, a predicted model, not a curated record